AUGGAACAUUGUGCAAAAAAGCCAAAAUUAGAUAAUGCAAGUAUAAAAGAAGGAGAAGCAGAAAUUUUAGUAGACAAUACAAAUGUAUUCUAUAAUCCUGUUCAAGAAUUUAAUAGAGAUCUUAGUGCAGCUGUAUUAUCAACUUACAUAGCAAAUAUAAACAAACAAGCAGCAAAAAUACCGCAAAAAGAAGAUGGAAUUACUAUAUUGGAAGCUUUAUCUGCAACUGGUUUACGUAGCAUUAGAUAUGCCAAAGAAAUACCUGGAAUAAAACACAUAAUAGCCAAUGAUAUUUCUGCAAAAGCAGUGGAAAGUAUAAAAAAUAAUAUACAACACAAUGGUGUAGAAAAUCUUGUAAAACCAAGUCACGAGGAUGCAACAUUACUUAUGUACCAAAGUAGAAAAAAUAAGUUUGAUGCAAUUGAUUUAGAUCCAUAUGGUUGUCCUACAACAUUUUUGGAUGGUGCUGUGCAGUGUGUGUCGGAUGGUGGAUUGCUUAUGAUUACAGCCACAGAUAUGGCUGUAUUAGUUGGUAAUUCUCCUGAAACUUGUUAUCUUAAGUAUGGUGCUAUCCCCUUAAGAUCUAAAGCUUGCCAUGAAUUGGCAUUAAGAAUAUUAUUGCAAACUAUUGCUUCUCAUGCAGGACGUUAUGGUAGAUACAUAAUACCAAUGCUUUCUAUAAGUGCUGAUUUUUAUAUAAGAGUUUUUGUUAAAGUAUUCUCCAGUCAAACUAAAUGCAAAGAAAAUGCCACUAAAAUUGGAAUGUUGUACCAAUGUACAGGUUGUGAGAGUAUUAAUACUCAACCAUUAUGUUACAAAAAGCCCACUGGAGGCUAUAAAUUAACAUCAUUGCCAUAUGUAGAUCAACUUUGUAAAAUCUGCCAUCAUAAGCAACAUGAAGGAGGACCCAUAUGGCUAAGUCGUCUCCAUGACCAACAUUUUGUAUCUGACCUUUUGUGUAAUUUAGAUAACAUGAAAUUGGGAACAUUGAAAAGGAUAGAAGGAGUAUUAAAUGUCAUUCAUGAAGAACUAGAUGUUCCAUUAUAUUACGCCUUUGAUCGCCUAAUGUCGAUAGUCAGAUGUGUUACACCAUCAAUGUUAACAUUUCGAUCUGCCUUAUUAAAUGCAGGGUAUCAUGUAUCAUAUUCUCAUGCAUGUAAAACAUCUAUAAAAACAGAUGCUCCAAAUGAAGUUAUAUGGGAUAUUGUACGUGCAUGGGAAAAGAAUAAUCCCGUAAAACGGGAGAAGCUGUCAAAUGAUAGUGCUGCAAUAAAAAUAUUAGACACACCAAUGGCUACAAACGUUUCAUUUGAUAUACAUCCUCUAGCCAAUCCAGUAUCCAGGCAAAACAAGCUAAUGCGAUUUCAACAAAAUCCAACAAUCAACUGGGGACCUGGUACUCGUUCGAAAACAAGAGUAGACUUAGAAAAUGGAGUUGAAAUUUCAAAAAAGAUAAAAAAUCAGAAUAAAAAUUCCAAAAGAAAUAAAUCACAUAUAACAAAAGAUACUAACGAGAUAAAACCUUCAGAAAAUAAUUGA
Messenger RNA from Eufriesea mexicana, 1539 nucleotides. Its product is annotated as tRNA methyltransferase 1. The record is from RefSeq and is a predicted model, not a curated record. The transcript has a single exon. Lineage: Eukaryota; Metazoa; Arthropoda; Insecta; Hymenoptera; Apidae. Gene Ontology annotation, cellular component: nucleus. The coding region runs from base 1 to 1539 and encodes 512 amino acids. Gene Ontology annotation, molecular function: tRNA (guanine) methyltransferase activity; RNA binding. Gene Ontology annotation, biological process: tRNA N2-guanine methylation.